This is a messenger RNA of Teleopsis dalmanni, 1100 nucleotides long. RefSeq names its product D-aspartate oxidase (gene Daao2). The transcript is spliced from 5 exons. The coding region runs from base 69 to 1100 and encodes 343 amino acids. Gene Ontology annotation, molecular function: D-amino-acid oxidase activity; FAD binding. Lineage: Eukaryota; Metazoa; Arthropoda; Insecta; Diptera; Diopsidae. The record is from RefSeq and is a predicted model, not a curated record.
UCGAACAAGUCGGUUGAGAUACGAGAGCGGUUCUUAUUAAAUUUUUAAACUAAGUAAAUCACUUCAAAAUGCAUAUAGCAAUUGUUGGUGGUGGUAUCAAUGGUUUUUGCUGUGCUGUUAGAAUUUUGGAACACUUCCAAGCAAAUAAAACACCCAUAAAAGUAACUGUUAUCUCUGAAGAAUUUUCGCCAAACACAACAGGUGAUGGUUCAGCCGGUUUAUGGGGACCAUAUUUAUUAGGCGGCACACCCACAAACAAAGUACAUAAAUGGUCGAAGGGUAUGCAUGAUUUUUUGCAAGAGUUAUGGCUCUCCGAAGAUGCGGGUGAAGCAGGUGUAUGUCUUAUACCAGUGGUGCGCUUAUCAACAAACGAUGUGAAAGUUGAAGAUUUCUGGAAAGAUAUCGUUUAUGGCUGUGCACCACUAGCAGAGGCAGAAUUAAGAGAAUGGAGCACUACACGUGCCAAAAAAUUCACUGACGGUCUUCAUUUUGUGACAUAUACUUCUGAGCCAUUGAAACUGUUGCCUUACUUAAUGAAACGCUUUCAGAAGAAUGGCGGAAAAAUCGUUCAACAGAGAGUAGAAGACUUAAAUGAAAUUAUCAAUAACGACCAAUACGACAUCGUAAUAAACUGUACUGGUUUGGGCUCUCGAGAACUGCUUAAGGAUGCAAAUAUGCAUGCUGUCCGAGGGCAGGUUUCAAGGGUUAAGGCAAAUUGGUUAUAUUUCGUUGUGUUGGAUGAAAGCGAUGAUGGAAACUAUAUAAUACCCAACACAGAGUCUGUUGUAUUGGGUGGCACCCAUCAGAAGGAUGAUUAUAAUAAAGUGGUAUGUCCAAAUGAUAAGAAAUUCAUAAUUGAUGGUUGCAGGGAAAUUGUACCAGGUUUGACAAAUGCGCAGCAUUUAUUCGAUUGGGUUGGCUUACGACCUGGUAGAACUAGUCUGCGCUUAGAUGUGGACAAAAAUGUUAAAAAAAUUAUUAUACAUAAUUAUGGACAUGGAGGUAGUGGAGUUACACUGGCUUGGGGUUGCGCAGCCGAUGUUUUGGAUUUACUGAUCAACGAAAUGAAAAAUAGAAAUUUAGUGAAAUCUAAAUUGUAA